Mandrillus leucophaeus (drill) is the source of this 4320-nucleotide messenger RNA. RefSeq names its product mohawk homeobox (gene MKX). Gene Ontology annotation, cellular component: nucleus. NCBI's taxonomy places the organism in Eukaryota, Metazoa, Chordata, Mammalia, Primates, Cercopithecidae. Bases 906 to 1964 code for a protein of 352 amino acids. Gene Ontology annotation, molecular function: DNA-binding transcription factor activity, RNA polymerase II-specific; RNA polymerase II cis-regulatory region sequence-specific DNA binding. The transcript has 7 exons. Gene Ontology annotation, biological process: cell development; regulation of transcription by RNA polymerase II; muscle organ development. The record is from RefSeq and is a predicted model, not a curated record.
UUGGCCACCUGGGCUCAACUCACCCCAUCCUUGCUUUCCCCCAUCACUAUACCCAGCGGCGAGGGCAGCCUCACUACUCUUGCCCCGGAGGUGAACGUGUGCCUGGCUUUGAUUGAGACAACCAGGACCCCAGAAGCCCAGUGACAUCAGAAAAGAGGCUCCUGGGCGCUAGCACUUUCCGCAAUACGCUCCAGGGCUGUAGGUGCAAAACCAAGCUCUAACUUCCCUCCGAGAGGGAAAUACAGGGCGCGUCACAGUGGCCUCUCCCGCCUAGCCAGGCGCGGUGAAAUUUCCGGCAAUCCGGCCAGCUAAGACACGGGAUUUGCACCGCAGUCUCCCAGCUUCUGGAGCCGGAGCCGAGAGCUCCCGGCAGCUUCUCCAAUUUCUCUCCUAAAGUGCGAAGGGAUAAGCCCCGUCUGCUCCACGCCUGCGAGGCCGGCGGAUCUGGGAGCCGCGCCCGGCUCCGCAGGACUCGGCGGGCGCGGGGCUCCCUGGCAGCGGCUCCUCUGCUAGGGGUUAACAGCAGCCCCCGCGGCCGGGCGGGCGCGGACGCUUCCUUUCCACCCGCCCGGGAACGUGGAUACUGCGCCCGCAGGAUGUUCGCCGGCUGGGCCGCGCAGUCAGGAAACAUGAGAAGGCCUCGCUAUUCCUGUUCCCGGGCCGCGCGCGCCAGGCUGGGUAAAUAAAGCCGAGACCAGAGCGGUGGCGGUGGUGAGCGCGCCGGAGCCCGCGUGGAGAACAUGCGGCGGGGAUGGGAGUGCGCCUAGUCUCGAGGCGGGAGAGCCAGCCGCCCUGCAGCCGGCCGCCGGCCCCGCAGCCACAGAAGCCGAGCCCUGCUGCGGAGCUCCCGGCGGCCAAGCCCCGAGGCUCUGCGGCCGCGCAGCGCGUCCCUGCCACCCGGCACCAUGAACACCAUCGUCUUCAACAAGCUCAGCGGUGCGGUGCUGUUUGAGGACGGAGGCGCCCCGGAGCGGGAGCGGGGUGGCCGGCCCUACAGCAGUGUUCUGGACAGUCCUCACGCCCGCCCCGAGGUGGGCAUUCCCGACGGCCCGCCCCUCAAGGACAACCUCGGCCUGAGACACCGGAGGACAGGCGCCCGGCAGAAUGGCGGUAAGGUGAGGCACAAGCGGCAGGCCCUGCAAGACAUGGCGCGGCCCCUCAAGCAGUGGCUUUACAAGCACCGUGACAACCCGUACCCCACCAAGACCGAGAAGAUACUCUUGGCCCUCGGCUCGCAGAUGACGCUAGUGCAGGUGUCAAAUUGGUUUGCUAAUGCAAGACGUCGGCUUAAGAAUACUGUUCGACAGCCAGAUUUAAGCUGGGCUUUGAGAAUAAAGUUAUACAACAAGUAUGUUCAAGGCAAUGCUGAACGGCUUAGCGUAAGCAGUGAUGACUCGUGUUCUGAAGAUGGAGAAAAUCCUCCAAGAAACCACAUGAAUGAAGGGGGCUAUAAUACCCCAGUUCACCAUCCCGUGAUUAAAAGUGAGAGCUCAGUCAUCAAAGCAGGAGUGAGGCCAGAGUCACGGGCCAGUGAGGACUACGUGGCACCCCCCAAAUACAAGAGCAGCUUGUUGAACCGUUACCUUAAUGACUCUUUGAGACAUGUCAUGGCCACGAACACUACCAUGAUGGGAAAAACAAGGCAAAGAAACCACUCGGGAUCUUUUAGCUCCAAUGAAUUUGAGGAAGAAUUAGUGUCUCCAUCGUCAUCAGAAACUGAAGGCAACUUUGUCUAUCGCACAGACACUCUGGAAAACGGAUCCAAUAAGGGUGACAGUGCAGCUAACAGAAAGGGACCGAGCAAAGAUGACACGUAUUGGAAGGAGAUCAACGCAGCUAUGGCCUUAACAAAUCUUGCACAGGGAAAGGACAAACUGCAGGGAACUACCAGCUGCAUCAUCCAGAAGUCGUCCCAUAUAGCAGAAGUAAAGACUGUCAAAGUGCCGCUGGUGCAGCAGUUUUAAGAGCUUGUUGCUUUUCAGAUCCAAUGGAUGUUCUUUCCAGUGUUUUCGUCAACCCUCAUCCUAAGAGCCGAAGCAGGGAUGAAAAUGACUCUCUCCCAAACCUCUUCUUAUUUUUAAUUAUCCCAAAUAUAUCAUUUAGUUGCUUCUGUAAAAGACAUAUAAAUUAUAAAAAACUCAUUUUAAUCAAAAAUAUUAACUUAUUUUAUGUUACUCAAACUAUGCAUAAAAUGUCUGCAUUACCAUUACAGUAAGUGCCUUGCUUCCCAAAAAUAAGCUCCAACGUGGGCAUAGUUGAACAGCUAUGCCUCAAAAUGCCAACGCCAUAUGCUUAUUAGCCUGUGUGCAUCAUUCCAGAUGGACCUAAUCAUUCCAGGACUGAAACCAGAAUCGCUGAAAGCCCUUGAAAUGCAUUCAAUAAUUCACAAGUUAAAACUUGGAUAUCUGUUCAGCCCAAAUGAAAUCUUCCUUUUAAAAAAAGUCUACAGUAUUGAAAAUUGUUCAAUGUGCUUUUCAGAGUGACAGUGAGACUUUUAUGCAUGUAUCUUGCCUGCAUAUCUGAUAUGUUACAAACUUCCAAAAUUCAAGGUGCAGCGAUCCACAUAACGUUGUACAUUUAAGAAGUGAUUCCUUCAAGUUAAUUUAAAAUUUCAAUGAAUACAUGGUGAUCAGGAAAACUUUUUUUCAAGCACUGUUGGAAAGUACCACAAAGCCCUUUAGAAUUAAUCUGGAUUUUUUUCUCAAGUUCUGCUGAAGUUUAAAAAAAAAAAAAAAACAACUUUAUUAUAUAAAUAACUCAAAAUUUUCCUGUGUAAAACUAAACCUGUAGUUUUAAAACAUAAUCCUGUUUGCAUUAGAGCUCACUGUCUUUUUGUGAUGGAAACUGUGUUCAUAUGGUAUAACUAAAAAUCUUUUAUUUGAUUCGUUUCAAAUUACAAUUGCUGAUGGACAAUUUGUAUUGCAGCGAGAACAAGAGAAUGAAAGAAAUGUAUCUCUGUGCGGCUAUACAUACACAUACAUAAAAUUGAUUUUUAAAUUUAAAACAUAUGGAAAACAAAACAUUGAACAGUUUGAAUUUUGCCAAGUUGGACAUUAAUGUAAAAGUGAAGUGAAAUCGUGCAUUGAAAGAAAACAUUUUGUUUCUAAAUUAGACUACCAUUGAGUGAGAACAAUCAAUAUCAAGAAAGAAGACUAUCUUUCUCAACUAAACAAUAAUAUUCUAAUCAGCUUGGGAAGACCUGAAACUUGAAUAAACAGUGGAAAUGCCAAAUAUAACAGAGGGUAUGUGCUACAGAGAAGUAAAAACGGUUUGACUCUUUUAUGAUGGGAUUUUUUUUUCUGGGUAUGUAAUCUAUUUUUUUUUUAAACUGGAAAGCAUUUUUGUCAGUGUGAAUGAGGGUCAAUAGUGUAGCCAAGUGGUGACAUUUUUCCUUAUUUUGCAAAAUGCUUUUAAAACCAAAGGCUGCUCUAGUUGAUGGACAGUAUCAGUCUUGAUAUAAAUUGUAGGACACUUUUUCAUGUAACAUAGCAUUUGGGGACUGGAUUUAUUUAGUGUAAUGAAGAUAAUUUGAUAUAAAAAUAUUUUGUGUAUAUAUAUAUUUUUACUUUGUUUUCUAAAUUGCUGUUUGCAGUAACAGUAAGCGCAAAGCAAAAUAUAUAAGUUAUGACUGUAUGAUCAGAUGAAGUAUGAGUUCUUUUGGUUUGCAUCCUUAAAUAGUUAGAGAUCUCUGAUACAAACUUUGGAAUCUUUACAAAACAAUUUUGCCAAAAUGUGAGCAUGUCAAUGAAAACUAAAGACAAAUACUUCACUCUUUUUCAUACUAUUAUAAGUUAUUCUGGUAUUAAAUAUGUUAAUAAAAGUGUUUUUGUUUUGACAUAUUUCAGUUAGAGGAAUGAAUGCUGGUUGUAUUUUAUUUGAAUGAGUCAUGAUUCAUGUUUGCCGUCUUUUUAAAAAAAUCAGCAAAUUUCUUCUCUGUUAUAAAUUAUAGAUGACAAGGCAAUAUAGGACAACUAUUCACAUGAUUUUUUUUAAUACCAAAGGUUGGAAGAUUUUAUAAUUAACACGUCAAGAAGACUUUAUAAUAAGCACAUCCUUGGCAAUAUCUCCAAUUGCAAUGACUUUUUAAUUUAUUUUUUCUUUUGCUGCUUUAACAUUUUCUGGAUAUUAAAAUCCCCCCAGCCCUUUAAAAGAAUCUUGAACAAUGCUGAGCCGGCAGCUGAAAAUCUAACUCAUAAUUUAUGUUGUAGAGAAAUAGAAUUACCUCUAUUCUUUGUUUUGCCAUAUGUAAUCAUUUUAAUAAAAUUAAUAACUGCCAGGAGUUCUUGACAGAUUUAAAAUAAAAGUUAAUUUCUAGACCUC